UUCUCGAAUUCCUUAACAGGGGCCUUAUAUUUCCGCGUACUGUACAAUCGAAAAGUGAUAAACGGAGAAAUCGCCUAACUGUCGUUGAAAAUGUGUUGUCAUAUCGGUGUGCGAAGAUCUGCGGCACUUUGAAUUUCCGGGAGAAAGUAGCUCGACCAAGCGAAGCGCGUCAAGAGGCUCGUCAGCAGCGUCAACAACGCCGUGUUUCUUAUUGCCCGGAAUACCCGAUGAAUAUGUUUCCCAGAAGAAUAUCAGUGUCACCGGGAACCCGUCUCAGUCUGACGCUGGAUUUGAAAACCAGUUUAAUGGCAUUGAUCGUGAUUACUUCUUCCGUAUUUGCUUCUGGCAUCGAGAAUGUGACUCUAGAUCAAAAUUUCCAAUCGACUAGGCUUCAGGGCCCGUGGAGCGAGAUUUUAGAGGAUUGGAUUACCACGAACGAUGGAUCUGUCAAUAGUCGCCAAGCUAAAGUAAUGAGACUCGGGGACAAAGGAUUGACGAUUUCGUACAAGGGAAUGGCGCCUAAUAAGCGGGACGUUUCAGAAACGGAUUUGUAUCUUUUGAGUGCGAUUGAAAAGCUCGUGUACCGAGUCGACUUUUUGGAAAAACGACUUCGACGUUCCGAGGAGCUUUUGUACUAUGUUAUUUCCGGAAAUAAUAACGCAAAGGAUGCUUGUCCAUCGAACUACACGAGAGUAGGUCAAAACUGUUAUCACUUCAGUUACCGUGAGUUCGACUGGAAAUCCUCGGCGAGUUUCUGUCGAGGCAUGGGCGGUAACCUCGUGGAGCUAGAAACUGUCGAAGAGAAUCAAGAUCUCGUCACUUAUCUCCAAGCGACGAAGAACUUUAAGGGGAAAAGUUAUUGGACAGCGGGCUUGAAUCCGGGGCUGUUGUGGAUUUGGGCCGGCAGCGCGAGGCCGGUGCACGAAGAUACGAAGCAGACUGUCAUCGGGAACGGAAGGUGUUUAAAGUUGGAUUACAACUCGGCAUCGAGAAUUUAUUCGUACAAAGGCGAAGACUGCGGUACCAGACAGCGAUACAUUUGCGAGCUGACAAAAGAUGACGAAUUGGGGAACAAAAUUGAACGGACCGCGCGAGCUCACCAGCGCUCGAAUAUUUAAUCAAUGAGAUCCACGAUUCGC
Molecule: messenger RNA, 1139 nt
Organism: Venturia canescens
Lineage: Eukaryota; Metazoa; Arthropoda; Insecta; Hymenoptera; Ichneumonidae
Product: C-type lectin domain family 4 member A
Exons: 7
Coding region: 228-1118 (296 amino acids)
Source: RefSeq, a predicted model, not a curated record